AUGGAAGACAACACGAUAAGCAUGUUUAUGGAUGUGAAGCUGGAUAUCCGCGAGAGGAAACUGGAAUUUUCUCACAUGAAGUCUUGGUCGAGGUACUUUGUACGGGUAGAAGCCGUCAAAUGCUUCCCGUGUUAUAUGCGCAUCUCGUUCUUCACAUCACCCACCGAUCUUACCACCGAUCUAAUCGUGCGAAUCAACAUUCCCGGUCUCACCGUACAAAUGGCCACAUCCCGCACGAAACAACACUCGUACGGUCUUUUUUGGAAGAAUAAUCGCAAACGGUGCUGCGCUUACUUCGCGCUUGAAACGCAACUUCUUUGCGAGCGGCAUCUGCGCUGGAUGAAGAAAUCGAUCCGCAACCUUGAGCUAUAUCGGCAGGAGAUGAUGCAGUUGCGCCGUGCUAGCCGAACGCCGGUGUGUGAAAUACGGCAAGAAAUGCAACCGCUUGAUCCGCUUGCUGCCGGCGCGGCAAUAGCCGAUGGAGGAAUGUGUGAUGAUAUGGGCAUCUAUCAAAAUCUGGACAACACGCAGAAUAUUAUGGGCCUUCAGGAUAUACUUGGACCGUUGCCAACCGUUCCGAUAGUGGAGCGAACCGAACCGAAUCCGGCCAACUGGUCGAGACGUGUUUCGGGAGUGUCCGGCAUCUACGAGGAAAUUCGUGACGAUCUAGCUGCACCGCAUUCCCGUUUAUCCCGGGCUUCGAUCGCUUCCGGAAUCUACGAGGAAAUGAAACUGGUGAUCGCAAGUAGUGCGCCAACAAAGGAAGAGGUUGUCACACCGCCUCCUCCAUUGCCACCCCGCAAGCGUACGAAUACGAACGAUGGGUUUGAUCUGCAACGUUCGUACACGGCACCGGAAGUGGAGCUCAUGAAGAAAAAACGUCACCACUGGCUACGCUUAGAAUCGAUGUUUGGACGACGACGUACCACCAGUACCGAUUCCCAAGGCUCGGCAUCAGAUAAAAAGAACUCCAAUCGGAAGGAAUGCAAAUUGUUCACAACAAAACCAUCUGAAAAAGAAAAAACUGAUUCGGUAGUCCAUCGCGAUAAGGUGUGCCGGUUGCGUUUGGCCGAGAAUAAGCGCAACAGUUUCUCUAGUCCUGAUUUGAGCCGGUUGAAAAUAAGCGAAACACCCGAAGGUGCACGAUGUGAUGAUGGAGCGGGCAAUACGUCUUGCGACAAUCUGUCGGAUGGCGUUGGGUCCUGUACGUCGGAGUUUUAUCUUCAGCGAGAUAUCGACUACAUUGAGGAGGAUUCUUGCUUUGCUUCGUCUGAGUUUAUCAACACGUCCGGUAUGUCUCUUAUCGAGGAAAGUGAAGCGAACGUUGAACAAUACCCGGAAGGAUUCGGAGUGGUAAUGCCGGAUUUAAGGCGUUUGAACAUUUCCGAACGCAUUCGGGAGGGUUUUAAUCGUUCGGCAAACUCGUCCACGGUAAAUCUUGUGGGCUGUGUGGCUGCGAUUGGAGAAGAAGAGCUCGAGAUAGAGCAUGGUUCUACGAAAACGCAUAAUGUUGUGUGUCCUCCACCGAUCAGGGAUGUGGAUUUGGAUGGUUACCUUGAGAUGGGCCCGGUCGGUACAGGAUUUAAUCGACAGAAACUGUUGGACGAAGUUGUGAUGUAUAGAAAUAAUCCUGUGCCAUCGAUAACAUCAAGCGGAUUAGUUCCAAGUGUGCAGGAUGGUGAAGAAUCAAUCUAUAUGAAUAUGGGAGGAACGGAGAAGGUACUCCAAGAGCCGAUUCGAUCCAGUUCUACCAGUAGUACUAGUAGUACUAGCACUAACAGUAGCAGUGGCGUUAGUAGCGCUAGUGAACAUAGCUACGUUGCUGUGCUCGAUGGUAGUACAGGGAAGAAUCGUUGUUCUGUGGAUGAUAAAAUUUCUUCCUACUAUCCGAACGAAGAUUCGCUGAGAACGUCACCGAGCAACUGCAAGAGCAAAGGGACCAUUGAAGCCAGUCCAAUGACUCCACCCGCCACUACACUGCCAAGAACAGUACGAUCAGCCCCUCGAGCCACCGUCGAAUCGACGGUUGAACAAUAUGAUCGUAUCCAAGCAUCGUUCCGCACGCCGAAAGUGAGCAGUCGUCGAUUGCGUACAUCACACGGUGCACGAUUGUCUCCAAAGGAUGCUACCCAUCACGUUGAGUCUGCCUCAAGUGGUUCCGAGAGUUCACCGAAGCUGUACCAAAAGUAUGCAACCCUUGCACGUAUGUCAUCAUCACCUUGUAGGACUGUGGAGCAAGCUAAAAAUCCGCUCGAUGAUAAAGCACCGGAAAAAGGAAUUGUAACAACACCGGUAACGACGACACCGAUUAGUAAGCGAUUUGGAUCCUUGCCUCGCUUUGGCAAAAUAGAUCUUUCGCCGCUGAGGAUGAAAAUCAACAGUGUGCUGCAGCGACAUAACUCGGGCAACCUGUAA
Messenger RNA from Anopheles marshallii, 2415 nucleotides. RefSeq lists its product as uncharacterized. The record is from RefSeq and is a predicted model, not a curated record. Lineage: Eukaryota; Metazoa; Arthropoda; Insecta; Diptera; Culicidae. The transcript is spliced from 2 exons. Bases 1 to 2415 code for a protein of 804 amino acids.